Morus notabilis is the source of this 617-nucleotide messenger RNA. RefSeq names its product probable calcium-binding protein CML29. The record is from RefSeq and is a predicted model, not a curated record. The coding region runs from base 55 to 552 and encodes 165 amino acids. Gene Ontology annotation, molecular function: calcium ion binding. The transcript has a single exon. Gene Ontology annotation, cellular component: myosin II complex. NCBI's taxonomy places the organism in Eukaryota, Viridiplantae, Streptophyta, Magnoliopsida, Rosales, Moraceae.
AAAGAAGAAUAAACCAAACCCUAGCUAGCUACCAAAACUACUCAUAACCAAAACAUGGCUCAAUUAAGCUCCAUCUCAGCCAAUACAGAGGCGCUGAGCCACGUCCUGGGCCUAGUGGAGGCCUUCAGGGCCUUCGACUCCGACAAUGACGGUGCCAUCACCGCCGAAGAGCUCGGCGGAAUCAUGGGAUCGCUCGGCUACAACCCGACCGAGCAGGAAGUGAAAGCCAUGAUGUUGGAAGGAGACAAGAACAAGGACGGGCUGUUGAGCGUGGAGGAGUUUCUGGAGAUGAACACCAAGAAUCUCGAUCUCGGAGGGCUCGGAAACUACCUCAUGAACGCUUCUGAAGUUCUCAAUAAUAAUAAUAAUAAUAAUAUUAAUGAUGGGACUUUCGAGAUGGUGAGUGGGGAAGAGUUGUUUCAGGUUUUGGGGAGUUUAGGGAUAGAAUUGAAGUUGGAAGAUUGUCAAAACAUCAUUGCUUCCAUGGAUAUGGAUGGGGAUGGAUUUGUUAGCUUAGAUGAUUUCAAUCUUAUUGUUAGUUCUCUUCUUUAAGUAGAUAAAUAUAUACGUGUGUCUACGUUGAGAUCCAAGCUAUAUAGCUAUAUAUAUAUAUAUAU